Tilletiopsis washingtonensis is the source of this 4893-nucleotide messenger RNA. RefSeq names its product LAG1-DNAbind-domain-containing protein. Gene Ontology annotation, biological process: regulation of transcription by RNA polymerase II. Gene Ontology annotation, molecular function: DNA-binding transcription activator activity, RNA polymerase II-specific; RNA polymerase II cis-regulatory region sequence-specific DNA binding. The transcript is spliced from 3 exons. Gene Ontology annotation, cellular component: nucleus. The record is from RefSeq and is a predicted model, not a curated record. Lineage: Eukaryota; Fungi; Basidiomycota; Exobasidiomycetes; Entylomatales. The coding region runs from base 191 to 4816 and encodes 1541 amino acids.
ACCGCCCAGUCGGGCCACAGAGCGGCCUGCGAGCGAGGACCCCGGCGUACCUCUGCCCGUCACGCCGCGCUUCUGUGCUCCUCGCAUCCCACUCUCCGCUGGACUUGCUGUCGGCGCACUGGGUUCGCAAGCGUUCGCGGACGAGCUCACCUGAGCUCGCUCUCGAGGCGCAAGUGGGGCGCUGGUGAGCAUGUACGGCUCCUCGUGGGACGCCGGAGCGUUCGGCCAGCAGCCACAGCAGCAGCAGCUGCCGGCCGAGCAGCUCCAUCUGCUGCAGCAACAGCACCAGCAGCAGCAGCAGCAGCAGGCGGGCUACUACUUCGAGACGCAUCAGCAGCACCCUUCGCUGCAGCAGCACCAAGCACACGCCGGGCCAAGCUCGCUCCGCGGCAAGCCUGAGUAUGCGCAGCACGCUGCUCACGCUCACGACAGCUUCGAGGACCGCUCGUCGCGCUCCGGACAGCAGCAGCAAUACGGCAUGCCGCCGUCGUCGCUCGGUCUCGACCCAGGAGCACGGUUGGAGCCCAGCCUGGAGUUUGGCAUGGGCUUCCAGCCUGACCUUGCUGCCUACUCCAACCUGGCCGGGCCGCAGUCACAUGACAGCUUCGCACACCCCAGCUUCGCUGGCCUCGCGCCGAACGGCGACGGCCAGCAGCAGCAGCGCUACGCACAGCACGACGCACGACUGCAGCCUCAGCAGGCGCAUGCGCUGCAGCAAGGGCCAGCGACGAACGGUGUCGGUGGGCACAACGACGCCUCGUCGUGGGCCGGGUCCUGGUCAGACGUCUCCGGCAUGUCACAGAGCGGCUGUGCGCAUCAGUUUGCCAGCUCGUCAAGCUCGUCCUCUCUGGCCGGUGCGCCACAACGCCCGCACGGACCCGGCGCGCUAGACUUUGCAGGUGUCGAGAGCGGCAGCUCGGCCAGCGGCGCCUCGCACGUGGGCUCGAGCCACGGCGGUGGCUCGCAGCCAUGGCACACAGCUGCUGGUGGACCAGGCACGCGUCCGCCGCAGGCUGCUCGCUACCCGGAGCAACAGCAGCACCUUCAGAUGCAGUCGUCGGGCUGUGGCAACUCGUCACCGGCCGGGUCCUCGCGCCCGCAAUCUAUGCGUGCGAGCAGCUCGUCGUCUGCUGUGCCGCAAGUGUAUCACUUCGAGGCGCACAACGGCGCGCCUUCUUUCCAGGGCCACGUGGACGCCGGCGCCGGAGCCAGCUUCGGCCAGCAUACCAACGGCACCUCGUCGAUGAACGCGCACGCUGCGCAUCUCGACGACGCCCAGUCUCUCGGCGUCGGUCUGCCGAGUCAGCAGUCCGUGUCGCCAUUGUCAGUGGCUACGGCGAGGUUCGACGCCAGCCCGAGCGCAUCGUCGCUCUCUGGCGCCUUCUCGCAGCGCACGAGCCGCUCCAGCAGCCAAAGCGGCCCACAGCCAGCCUUGACGGCCUUCACGCCGAACAGGGCUGAGCCGCAGCGCCGUGGCGCCAAGCCCGGCGAGGCCGGCGGCAUGCCUGUGCAGGGCCUCGGCGUCCAGGCUGGUCCGAGGAUGAGUGCCGGAGCAGCAGCUUCCGAGCCGCGCGGCAUGCCUUCGCACUACUCGUCGCCCGACUUCAACACCAGAGCGCUGCAGACUGAGGAGCCACAGUGGCAGAGCCUCGGCACCACUCCAGCCGCUGGCAACGUGCACUGGGUCGACGCCGCGCGUCAGCAUGCACCUGGUGUCGCCCAUGGCCUGUCUGCAUUCAGCAACGGCUCUGACGCGCAGCGCGAGCUGUCGUACGCAGACCAUGCCCUUGCCGCCAGUAUGGCUGCCGGCGCUCACAUCAGCGCCGGCCAGGGCCAGCGCGAGCGUGCAGGCAGCGCCGCUGCUGCCAUAGGUCCGUCCGUCGGCGGCAGCAGCACGCCCACGAUCAUGGAGGAGGACGAGCCGCUGCUGAGCUUCCAGCAGCAGCCUGGCUUCGACGUCGCGCCGCAGCAACAGGCGCAGCAGCAGGCGUUCCCGCGACCGGCUCAUCAGAGCAUCUUCCAGCUCGGCCCGUCGGCACAUCACGGACUGGGCUUCGAAGGCUCGCAGAUGCAUUCUCAGAUACCGGCGUCGCAGCAGCAGCAAGCGACUGCGCCCGCCUUUCUGCGGUCCACGUCGGAUCAGACGCACGUCGUCUCCCAGCAGCAGCUACUGCAGCAGCAGCACGGGCCGUACAGCUCGCCGACUGGACCGCACGCAGCACCGACGUCGCAGCGAGACUCGAGCGCACAGCAUGGCAGUGGCGCCGCUGCAGGCCGUGAUCGAGCAAGCAGCGACGCGACGCCCACCGGCUCGACCGAGGUCCAGCGCCCAUAUCGGCCGGCGGUGCGGCCGUCGACAUUCCUGCAAGCAUCGUUCCUGCGCAUGGGCGACGACGUCAACUCGCCGACGCCGGGUGGCACGCAGCCGGAGCUCGCCGACUGCACGUCGUUCAUCAGGCGUCCGCUCGAGAACUACCUGACGGCUGUCAGCCGCCUGGGCCUCGGUGAGCGCACGGUGCUCAUCAUGACGAGCAAGGUGGCGCAGAAGAGCUACGGCGUCGAGAAGCGCUUCCUCUGCCCGCCGCCGAUGGUGCUCCUCAUCGGCAGCAGCUGGUGGAGUGCGUGCAAGAACGACGCGCCCGCGCCGUUCGGCUUCAUCGAGGGCCAGUCGGAUCAGGCGCCCACCUCUCUGGCGCCGCCGCGCCUGCAGAUUGCCAUCAGUGGCGAGUCGCACUCGCAAGAGGGUGCGCUCGAAUGGGGCUCGAGCAGCGGCAGGCUGAUCGACGUCGGCAACCCGUCCUCGGAGAUGGCCAUCAGCGGCCGCUGCAUCGGCCGGCAGCUGUACAUCACCGACCUCGACGAGAAGCGCCGCUACUGCGAGGCCGUCGUCAACGUCUCGGUGCCUGGCAACACAGUCUCCGAGCGCCAUCUGCUGGGCUCGUUUGCGAGCAAGCCGAUCAAGGUCAUCAGCAAGCCGAGCAAGAAGCGGCAGAGCUCGCGCAACGCUGAUUUGUGUGUCAACCACGGCACAACGAUUUCGCUAUUCCAUCGCCUGCGCUCGCAGACGGUCUCGACGCGCUACCUCUGCGUGUCAGGCGCGCCGACGUGGUUCAAGGGAUCGGACGGGCAGCCCUUCGUCACCCAGGCGCAAGACGCAUACCUGCCGGACCGCCUCGACCCGCCGUCGCAGUUCGUGGCCAAGAUGUCCUCGUGGGAUCCCUUCGUCAUCUACCUGGUCGAUCCGACGAAGAGCAGCGACGCCUCGACGGACAGCGAUCUGCCGCCGCCCGUGCCAGGCUACCCUCCGCCGCCUUCGAACGCGCUGCCGUGUGGCCCGCAAGGCAGCGCAGCGACGCCGAUCUACUACAACCAACCGGUGGUCCUGCAGUGUCUGCACACUGCCGUCGUUAGCCCGAUCAUGGUCAUCAGGCGCGUCGACAAGGGCACGACAGUGAUGGGCGGCAGCCAGGCGCCGCCUGGCCCGCAUGGUGCGCCGAACGCGAGCCGAGAAGCUCCGGGUGAUCCGGUGUCGCAGCUGCACAAGAUCGCUCUUGAGGUGCUGGAGGAUGCCAAUGCGCCGGCGCCUGUCGCGGGCGCGCGCGGUGCCAUGGGUGAGAUGCUGCCACCAGGCCAGAGCGGACCGUUCCUGGCAUGCCUCAAUGAGAGCGUCGGCAUGCGCAAGGCCGACGAGCCGCGCCGCUGGGUGCCUAACGCAGGCUACUCGACGCCCUCGACGCCUCUGACGCCGAUGCUCUACCCUGCGCCCGACGUCGCGCCGCUGGAGGACAGCAAGAUGCACGUGCUCGGCACGCCGCCGACGAGUCCGAUGAGCAUGGCUGCUGCGUACGCCGCAGCUCAGACGCAGCACUCAAUGCAGCAGGCGCGGCACUACUCCAACGUGCCUUCCGGCUCGACGUCUGGCUCCUCGGCAGGAGGCGCGAUGGAGCCGCCGCCGUCGUCUGAUGGCGGCAAAGUGAAGCGUCCGCGUCGAGUCUCGUCAUCAGUGGUGCACCAGCAGAAGGAGCGCCUGGCUGCCAACACUGCUGCAGCGAAGAACCGCCGCCGCGGACAGUCGAUGUCGACGGUCGCACAGAUGCAACAGCUGGCUGGCAGCGCAAGCUCGUCGGCUCACGUGCCCGCCAGCGGCCUCGAGGCAGAGAUGCUGCGUCGCACCGGCUCAUUCGCGCAUUCGAUCUCCAACUCGGAGUCGUCCACGGGUGGCGUGCCGCUCAGCGCUACGUGGUCUGUGGACGUGUCCGACUCAGACGUCUGGACCGUCGUCGGCACCGACGUCGCACGCCACACCUUCUACAUCCCGCCGCGCAUCGUCGGAGGCUCGCGCCCCAAGGCGCCGGCCAUGGACAGCAGCGUGACGCACCUCAUCACCGUGCCUGCACCUCGCACCUCGCUCUCGCCGCUGCCAGUGCUCACCAGUUUCAUCGCCGCCAACGCAAGCAGCGAGGUGACAGGCGCGAUGACCUCGCGCGGCACUCCCACAACUGCCGUGUUCGGCAGCAGCGCGCCCGGCGGUGCUGGCAGUGGCAAGGUGCCGUCGUCCGCGGCUGCAGCAUCCGCCGCGGCGGGCGGCGCGAACUUCGUGACGCUCUUCGGCGAGAACUUCAGCAAGGACCUCUUCGUGUACUUCGGCGACUGGCGCAGCGAGCAGGUCGAGGUGCAGUCGUCGACGACCAUCCUCUGUGCGCCUCCGCCGGUGCUCGACCCCGAGGCGGGCACGGCGCGAGGCAAGGUGCCGAUUCUCUUCGUGCGGCACGACGGCAUCGUCUUCCCGACGAACAGCUACUACACUGCUCGCUGAGUAGUGUCUGGCCGACUGUGACCGCACCUGAUGCGCGCCGCCGACCGUAUCCUUCUCCUUCUCCCCGACCUUCCACA